Messenger RNA from Trichoplax adhaerens, 826 nucleotides. RefSeq lists its product as hypothetical. Gene Ontology annotation, cellular component: membrane. The record is from RefSeq and is a predicted model, not a curated record. Gene Ontology annotation, biological process: Golgi vesicle transport. The transcript is spliced from 8 exons. The annotation marks the transcript as partial. Lineage: Eukaryota; Metazoa; Placozoa; Uniplacotomia; Trichoplacea; Trichoplacidae.
UCUAUCCAUUAGUUACGCUAAUAGUGUAGUAGUACUGUAUAUCAAUUAUUAUAAUUAUUAUUAAAUAAUAAAUCAUUCAACUUGGCAGCAUUAUGUCGAUAGAAGAUCCGUUUUUCGUCGUUAAAACGGAAGUACAAAAGAAUUUAAAUAACACCACUGUUCUGCAUAAAAAAUGGCGUGAACUUUCAGAGGAUGGUCGAAAUACCAGCAAAGAAGACUUUACUUGGACAACCAAUGAAUUAAAGAAUAAUAUUAGAAGCAUGGAAUGGGAUUUAGAAGAUCUUGAAGAGACUAUUACUAUAGUAGAAUCGAAUCCAAGUAAGUUUAGAAUAGAUGAUUUAGAGAUAAACGAAAGGAAAUCCUUUAUCUCGCGAACGAAGAAAACCAUUAAGGAAAUAAAGGAAGAGUUAACAAGUACAUCUAGAAGAGCCAAAAAGGAAAAACAUGAAAGAGAGGCUUUGCUCGGUAGUAAAGGUAGGCAUCAAGAUAGAUACACCCGACUAGAUAAGGAAAUUGAGCAAUCAAAUCAAAAUUUCAUAGAAGAAAAUCAAAAACAGCAGCAGCAAUUAUUUAGACAACAAGAUGAUCAAAUUGAAAUGAUUAGCAAAAGUGUUGGAGUCCUGAAGCAGAUGGGCCAGCACAUCGAUGGUGAACUAACUGAGCAAGCUGCUCUUUUGGAGGACUUUGAUCAAGAAAUGACCGACACUAAAUCCCGAUUAGAUAGAUCGUUAAUUAAAAUUGAAAAAGUAUUAAAAUUAUCCGGCGACAAGAAACAAACCUGCAUCCUUAUUGUGUUAAUUAUAAUUUUAAUAAUUUUAAUAAUUUU